UAGAAGAAGACAGUUUUCAGUUAGAAUGAAUUCGCUAUUAUUGUUUUCCUUGCUUGCUCUGUUUAUAGUAACUUAUGCGGAUCAGUACACAGAUAGAUAUGACAAUAUUAAUAUAGAUGAAAUUCUAUCCAACAAGCGACUACUGACGUCAUACAUAAAGUGUAUUUUGGAUAAAGGUCGUUGCACACCGGAGGGAAAGGAACUUAAACUACACAUCAAGGAUGGAAUGCAAAACAGCUGUUCAAAAUGCACAGACUUCCAGAAAAAUGGUGCUAGAAAAGUCGUCAAAUACAUUCGCACUAAUGAAAAGGAUUCCUGGGAAGAGAUGAAGAAAAAAUACGACCCAAAGGAUGAGUACAAAGAAAAAUAUGAAGCUUUCCUUGCAGCUGAAAACUAAAUGCAAAGAGAAUAUACAAAACCAAUUCAAACUACUAAACCAAAAUGUGUCCAAGUCAACUCUUUUGUCUACUGUUAGAAUAUUCCAUUAAAUUAAAAUAAACGUGUUUUUAUUUUUA
This is a messenger RNA of Papilio polytes (common Mormon), 515 nucleotides long. RefSeq names its product ejaculatory bulb-specific protein 3-like (gene CSP1). The record is from RefSeq and is a predicted model, not a curated record. Bases 26 to 397 code for a protein of 123 amino acids. Lineage: Eukaryota; Metazoa; Arthropoda; Insecta; Lepidoptera; Papilionidae. The transcript has 2 exons.